This is a messenger RNA of Paramisgurnus dabryanus, 9592 nucleotides long. RefSeq names its product ectopic P-granules autophagy protein 5 homolog (C. elegans) (gene epg5). The record is from RefSeq and is a predicted model, not a curated record. Gene Ontology annotation, cellular component: cytoplasm. NCBI's taxonomy places the organism in Eukaryota, Metazoa, Chordata, Actinopteri, Cypriniformes, Cobitidae. Gene Ontology annotation, biological process: autophagosome maturation.
UGGAGAGACACGUGACUUGUAUUGCGAUUGCGUUCAGGAACAAAACAAAACAUCAAGAUUUGACAGCAACACCAAAGCUUUGCAACAGACUGACAGUUGAUGUUUUUAAGAAUAUUAUCAUUUAGGUGGUGGUUGUUGUAUUGUCGAGUCAGCUGCUGUUGUGAAUCUAGAAGGAUGUUUUGAUGAUCAUGUGGAUACCUCUGUGGAGAUGGAAGCUGUGAGACCCAAAAAAUCAAAGUCCAAAUCCAGUGGAAAGUCACAGGUCAAAAAGGAGAGACCACCUGAGAGUGUUAGAAAGCCUUUUGAAUCUUCUACAGAACAUAAAGAACCAGUAGAAGCUCCUGAGUCCACAGCUGAAUUCACAAAUAUCCCUCUCAGUCUUUCUGAUGUUCUUCCUGCCUCUGAUCUGAACCCAACCACCUCUCAAUCCUCACUAGACCAUAAAGACAAUGCUGAAAAGGACCAAGACAGAGAACUCUUGUCCAAUACAAAUGAAAUUGUAGAGAAGCCCCAUUGCUAUGAACCCACAGAGCUUAUAUCAUCUCAAGAUGUGCCACCUCAAGCAGAUACAGCUUUAGUAUCUGCUCGGCACAGCCAAAGUGAUCAAAAACAUCUUAGUCCCGGACUUGAGCCAUUUGUUGUCCCUUCUAUAUAUCCCUCUAUACCGGCUGCCUACACUGAACCUCAGCUCUUGGAGGACUCUGUGUCCUAUGGUCUGGUAGAUGCUUCCCUUUUGCCACUGGCUUCUGAGACAGCAGCCAACUCGGGUCAGAUAGCGCCUGCUGUAUUGCGUUUAGCUAACCAGGAAUCCUCCCCACCUAGCUUGGUUCCUGUGGAGGUAGCUGAUGUAGAGAAGCCCAAGGAGAGGCUUUACCCAGAGCUGCCAAGGUCCUGCCAAAGCAUAAGUCCCUUCACUAGUGAGCAGCUGCGGACAUGGGAACAGGGUUCCUGGCUGGAAAAUGUGCAGCUUCUUGAAGCGGAGUUCCAGAUUCUGGCCCACCAAGAGGGACACGAGCUGUACGAGCUACUGCUGAGCUACUGGAGGUGCCGUAAGCAGCUGACUCAGGCCCAAACUGAACUGCAAGCUGCUAACUCGGACUGCAAGAAUGUACAGAACCGCCUAUGGAGCUUCAAGGAUGAAAGGCUUUCGUUACAGGGUUUGUGUGCAGACCAGGUCAAGGUUUUUGGAUACCACUGCUACCAGCAGGUGACACUGAAUGAGGCAGCAAUAGCCGAACUGAAGCAUCUGUUUGCUGCAAAAGCAGAAAUACUCCAUCAGACGGUGGCCCUGCACUCCUACACCUCCAUUCUUUCCCGUCUGCAAGUGGAGUCUUAUCUUUACCACUUGCUCAGUAGUAACCCCACCACCAAAAAUGUGGCCAUACAAGAUACAAGCACAGUGGGUUCAAAGUCUCAGCCCUCCUCAUUGCAACCACUGAAGGAAAGCAUCAGCGUGCUGUUCAUCUUCACUCGGCGGAUUCUAGAUGAUUCUCAGUUUCAGACUGACAUACAUCUCUGGCUACAGAGGCUGGUGUCUGUGCUGCAUGAGGUAGGUUCUGCAGGAGAUCACCUGUUCAUCUUAAAUCACCUAUUGUGCUGCCCAGGAGGAGUUGGGAAAUGGGCUGUACCAUUCCUACAGAUCAAGGUAUUGGAUAACCCAUCUGGAGUGUAUCAUUUCAUGCAGGCCCUGGCUAUUCUCAUGUCCCCAGUAAGGCACCGUGCAGACUUCCUGGGACACAUGAAGCCCAGUGACCCAAAGGGCAACAACAGUCUUUCCGGACCUGCAUCUGGUAACUGGACACUGGUGGAUGAAGGGGGAGAGGAAGAUGAAGAUCCAGAAACAAGCUGGAUGCUGCUGUCUGAGGAUGAUCUGAUUUCUCUCUUCUCUCAGUUUCCCUUUGAUGAGCUCUUUAAACACUUACUGGGCAUCUGCUCUAAAGGCGACUAUCAACCUCAAGCCACCACCAGUCAAAAGAUGAUGAAGAUAUUUGCUUUUGCCUCUUCACUGAUCGAGCUUCUUGCCAUCGGGCUGCACACCUACAACAGAGCUCGUUAUCGCCAGUUUGUAAAGAGGAUUGGUCACAUGAUACGCAUGACCCUCUGUUAUGUAAGUGACCACUGGGCCCAGUACAUCAGCUUUACGGGUGUGAGCAGGACCACAAUGCAAGAACAGUCCUUUUCAAUGGAGAAGCUACAAGUGGAAUUCGACCAUCUCUUUCUUAGAGCAGUGCUACAUGUGCUUAAAGCCAAGAGACUGGGCAUAUGGCUGUUCAUGUCUGAGAUGCCGUAUGGCACACUGUCCAGUUCCAUGCUGUGGAAGAUCUUCUAUAUCAUGCAGUGUGCAGAGACAGAAGGACUGGAGAGACUCAGCUCUAGCUUGAGUGCUGAUGACUGUGUCCAGGGGCUCAGAGAUUCAAGCCACAAGGAGAGAUUUGAGAACUGGCUGUCAGAGAUAAACAGCUCAGAUGGAAUCUGCCUGUUGACCACAUUUGCUCACAUGGCCCAGCCCAGGCGCACAGAUGUAGACCCCGAAUUUGUCAGAACCAUAGUGCUCGAGAUAUAUGAGAUAUCUUACGUCAGUACUACCACUCGUGAGAUAUUCUCCAAAGUGGGCCGGGAGUUGCUAGCCGCUAUAGCAGCAGCCCACCCUCACAUCAUCUCUGUGUUGUUGGAGAGACUGAAAGAGACCAUAGAGAAAGUAGGCAUGGUUUCAUUGUACCUGUUUAAGGAGUUGCCUCUGCACAUGUGGACGCCAGCUGAAGCUGAGGUUGGGUUAAUCCGAGAUUGGCUUUUGAACUUCAACCUCACUGCAGUGGAAAACAGACUGGCCUGCAUCAUACUGGAGGGUCUAAACUGGGGAUUUCAGCCUGUCAGUAAUGGUUGCCUUGUUCUACCAGCUUCUUUGCACAGCGAAGUUGCCCUGUUGGUCAUUGAGGCAUAUCAAAAAUACCUCACAGACAUACCAUACGGUGGCAUCCUAUCUGAAGGCAUUAAACAGGUGUCUUAUCUGGCUAAUGUGGUCCGACUCGGCCAGACUCCGGAAUCCUCUUUUAACCAGUGGGCCUGGGAUCUGGUUUUAAGGCUGAAGCUUCAUGCCAAUGAAAGAAGUCCUCAGGAUGCCUGGUGCCCCCUGCCCUCCUCCACCCUCCCCAGUGUGCCUGAGAUCACAGAUUCUCCAACCAUGCACCCUGUAUUCAAAGCUGUCAAAGCAGGCAUCGCCAUUGGCUGCUUCCUGGCUAUUGAUAUGACCACCAUUGGACACAGUCUGGAGAAAUUCUGCAGUGAUGGAAUAUCACUGCUGAAGAUUCUGAUUCAGUCUCGUCAUCUCAAAGCUGCAGUACACAUACUGGAAAACAUACUGCCACUGGUCUACAGCUGCCAAUUCUACUUGCUCAAAAACGAACAGUUUCUCAGCUGUAUUCAGCUUUUCUUGCAGUUGGAUAGUGGGACUCAAGGUGUGACCCAGCAGGUGACACAAAAGGUGGCCCAGCAUCUUAUUGGCAUCUCUACAUGUGAGAACAUCAAAUUUCUCAAUAGUGUGAUCCAGGCCCAUAUUUUGGAGAGUUCCAGACCUGGACGUGUCGGGGUUGUCUCUGUUCUUGAGUUCUGGCUUCAGGUUUUGACCGAACAGAACCUUUGGCAUCGAGACAGAGCUGUUCUGUACCUUCUGGAUCAUCUCUGCCGUGCGGCAUUUCUUCACCAACAAGAGGAAUGUCUUCAGAAACUUCUCUACCAACAGCACAAGAGCGCUUUAGGUUACCACGGAGACAAAGGUUUGCUCUCAUCUUUUAUGGGCUGGAUAGUAGCAGGAAAUAUCACACCAUCCUUCAUUGAAGGCUGUGCUCUCACCGGAGAGGUGUGGUUUGCUUGGUUGGUCCUAAACAUGGAGUCAAUGUUUGAGGAAGACUCUCAGCUGCGACGGUGUGUGGAGCAUGAGCUUCUCUCUAACUCCUCAUACACACCAGAUCAGUCUCUGAAGAAAGCCCAGGUGCGUCUCAAGCUGCAAGUCGUCCCCUCCCUCCAGAGGCUGAUGAUCUACCGCUGGGCUCAACAAGCUCUCGCUACGCCUGCAGAUCACCCACUCCUGCCUUUGGUGUGGCAGAAAUUCCUUCAGCUUUACCUCCGUCAACCUGGACCAGAGUUUGGGCUGGAGGUGAAAGGUUGUAUUGGCAGACGUUAUUUCCAGAGUGCAGCUCAUCUCUCUCUGCUGAAGAGCCUCAGACAGAGGUUGGUUGAGGUGUCUGAUUUUCAUCAUGCUGCUAGCAAAGCUCUGAAAGUGCCUUGCUCCAGUGAUAAACCCAGCGACGGUCUGCUGUCCCCAGCUAGCCAGUUCAUGACCUCUCCUGACCUGCACACCGAGCUUGUGCGGCUCUUCAAUGUGUUUGCUUUGUGGUUGGAUGAUGAAAACCUUCAGAAGCAGGAAAUUUUUCUGCCCUCUUUGCCAAAGCAAUAUGACACCCAUCGCCUUGCCAAAAUCAUGCAGCGUCAGCAGGAGGUGUGGAUAGAGCAUGUGGACAUUGAACGAGUCCAGCAUGAGCUGCAGGAAGUCCUCAAUCUUUGGUCAAAGGUCAAAAGUGAACCUGUACCUUCACAGAACACCAGCUCCUCCAUCUUCACUGACUUCAUCAACCCUUUGGCUGCAAGAGAGCGUAUUCUUACUAACCUGAGAAAGCACGAUGCCCCCCAUGGGGCGCUGUUGCUCGUCCCACUAAAAGCCCCAGUGCCUGACAUUCCAACUGAGAGUCUAUCUGAUGAGAAAAUAUCAACAGCUUUAAUUCAGAAAGACCUUGCCAAGCUCCAGCAUCAAGCCAAAUUGGCAACAAUGGGAGAGACGCAGCAAGUCGCUCUAGACAAUGAAUUGUUGGAGGUUUUGCCUCAGCUCUACAUUAACAGAGAAGACCAGCUCUCAAUGCAGUUAGAGUGCCGUGGCAAAGGAGGACAGCCCUGCCAGGGUCCUGCACACAUCUCGGUUAAGUACUCAAGAAUGCACAAACUGGAUCCAGUGCAGAAUCAGAUCCAAUGCCUGAAGAAUGAUAUUAAACAGCUGCAGGCUGACGGAGUCAAACCUCCUCCACAGAGUCUGGCUGAGGCAGCUGUACACACAGAGAACUUCAUCACGGCUUUGGUUAAUGCUUUCAAACUGAAUCCAUCACCUGCCAUAUUGAAGGUGGGCAUCGCUGCCUUCUAUCAGAUAGUGUCUUUUGUAUGUGAGGACACACAGAGACAUCCCCCAACGCGCCAAUUCUUCACUUCCUGUAUUGAGAUUCUGGGUCAGGUGUUCAUCCGGGAUGUCCAAUCAGAAUGUAAGCACAUGCUGAAGACCAUCUUAAUGAACAGACACCUGUGUAACCUGCUGUCACCCUACUUCACCCCAAACGCUUCUCCUGCAGAGCUGGUCUCUCUUUAUGAGGAAGUGGUCAAUACUCUCCACAUUGACAGCGGUGAUGUUAUAUUUAUGCUCCUCACAAAGUUUGAUAUGACGCAGUGGCUGUCUGCGACACAGCCUUCGUUUUCUGAGCGUAGCCGACUGAUGGCGAUCAUCCAUCAGGCUCUUUGUACCUGUGGGCUGGAACCGGAGGCAGAAGUCCUCAUGCCCUUCAACAUCUUCUGCAAACACUGGACCGAACUGCUGCUUUACCAGUUUCCUGACCACUACAGCGACUUCCUGCGUUUACUGAUGCAGAGCUCUUCAGAACAGCUUCUCAGUCCAGACUGUUGGAGAGCAUCGCUAAGAGCACUUGGCUGCUCUUCUCAUCCUAAGACAAAGACAGGCAAAACCCGCUCCGUCCUCCUCUCCCCUCAACAGGUUGACGAGACAAUUGAGUGGCUGUCAAAGUACUUCUCAAAGCUACGUCUGUCCAAUGCAGACUUUAGGAGCUUCGGCCUUCUUUCAAAAUGGGGGCCGUAUAUUGAGGAGGUCAAGGUGUUCUGGGAAAAUCUGAUCAACUAUGCUGUUGAUCUGGAGCUGAAUAACUGUUUUAAAGAAUCAGUAGGAAGUCCAAAACUAGUCAGAGCUCUUGAAAACCUGCAUGCAAAAAUGGCAAAACUUUUUGAACCCUGGAUUCUGGUUCUUAGCACUGACGACACCAGUCAUCCUCGCUGUUCUCCAUGGCUUGAAUCAGAUGCCACAGCUGCAGCGAGCUUAGUGAGCUUAUAUGCACACUUGAUGGAGACUUUACAUGAGAAAUUCAAAGAUCGGUUAUUGCCAGGACAACGAGGAGCUAUGUGGCUUCAUCUUAUGCAUUAUUGUGAAACUUGCACCUCUCCAAAGAUGCCAGAGUACCUGUUGUACACUUAUCACACUGAGUACAGCCGUCUGCCAUGGAAGGACCUCCAUCCAGAUCAAACGCUGAUGAACCAGUUUUUUAAUGUGGAAAGGGGAAGUCCAAAGAGCUGUUUUCUGUUUAUGGGAGAGCUUCUGUGCCAGGUGAAUUGGGUCAGCGCACUGAGCGAUGCUCUCAGCCCCCAUCCGAGCCCCUCCGCUCAGACUAUGGUAGUCUCCCUCCUCUACCUAAUGGUGUUCUUGGCAAAAGAGGAUCUUCCUGUCAACAAACCGGAAGCCUCUGUCCUAAAUCUGCUCGGCCAGUCGGUUUCUCUGCCUUGGCACUUAGUGGAUUUUCCUUCUUAUCAAAAUGUCACAAGUUAUGUGAGCACACAUUACCCAGCAUCCCUCGUUCUUAAUCGUGACAUUUCUUCACAGCAAGUCAUCAAAUUGCUUAGAAUGGCUGCUGGAUUUGAAACGGAUGCGCAGCCUUCAAAUCACAAGGACAUGACUUUAAAGUGCCAAGCCUUCCUUCAUCUCAUGGUGCAGUUCCUGACCUCUCUGGAUCAGAAUGGAAACAUCAGUCUGGCAUCUCUAGAGACGGAAAUGGAGAAGUUACUGGAGUACAUUGUCAUUUUUAACCCUCCUGAAACAGAUCCCCAGCAGCGCCACAUGGCCAUCUGCAGUCUGUUUGCUGAGCUGCUGACUGUGCUGAAUGAAGCUGGUAUCUCUACAGCAGAGGGACUCGGUACUAAACUCCACUCCUGGGUGCAAAAGCGAGCCCGGGGUCCUUUGGUUCUCCCACUCCUAACCGCUGCGUGUAGAUGCCUGGCGUCAGUGCGUCAUAUGGCACGCACCACUGAGGCUUGUAUUAUGUCCUACUUCGCUGAUGGUGGAUGUGCUGAUCAGUAUUCUGGCUGGGGACCCAUCCUAGUAUCUCUCCAAGUUCCUGAGCUGACCGUUGAGGACUUCAUCCAGGAAAGCCUAAACCUGGGCAGUUACCUCACCUUGUAUGUCUACAUCCUUCAGAGGCUGAACUUGGAGCAGACUCUACUCAAUGAGAAGAAGACCUUAGUGCUGCUCAACACUUGGAUCAACCAGAGCUUCCCCAGUGGUCCGGCUGAUGAGGCAAAGCUGUUUUUGUGGUGGCAUAAGGUUUUGGAGCUACUGCAGAUCCAGGUGGAUCAAGGGGACGCGUGUGACCUUGACACUCUGAUUCUGAACUUAAUGGCGUUCCAGAACCGUCUGGCCCAGCUUGGUGAGGAAAGACUGAACUCUGGUAUCCUGGGUGCCAUUGGCCUUGGGAGAAAAUCUCCACUUUCUAACAGGUUUCGCGUUGUUGCACGCAGCAUGUCUGCAUUUCUGCUAGUCCAGGUGCCCUCAGAAAAUCAGCUACGUCUUCAUCCAAGCACAGACCUCCAGCUCUCAACUAAAGCCCAACAGGCCUUAGCUGUGCUGGAAGCAAUGCCCAGUAAUAAACAGUAUUCAGAGCUGCAGGAGGCUGUGAGUCAGGCCUGCCAGUUCAUCAAGUACCCAGAUCACUGCCUGCAUAAAAGCAACCACCUCUUAACACUGCUGGUAAACAAGCUGUAUGUGGAUCUUCAUUACCUGGACAUCAUCCGUUAGCUGUAAACUGACCACGGGGUCAUCGCCGGAAAUUCGCCAAAGACCUUCAUGAGAGAGAUGAUAUAACGGAGCUCUCUUUGUUGAAAAUCUACACAAUGGGUAGGCAGUCAGACAGAAAGGCUUUAGAGAUUCUCUGUUAAUGGACAGGAAAUGGAGGAAAGUUUUAAAAUCAUGAUUAUAGAUAAUAAUACAGUGGUCAUUCCUGAGCGCUGAACAUGAGUUUAAAAAUAACUCUCUUUCUUUUUGAUGAACAAUCUCAUCUUCGCCCCACUUUUUAUCUCUUUAAAAAGUAUAGGUAAUCCUAAUCAUCAAUGGUUCACACUGGCAGUAACACACUGGCACACAUGUCCACAGAGUUUAUGGUCUCAGUGUAUUGUAAUGCUCAUUGUAGUCAUUUCUGCAAAUGUGUACUGGCAUGGACACCUGGUGAAGAUAAGUAGGCACAAACUGAGCCCUUUCUGCAGUGGGACAAGGAUUUUUUGAUGCAUGUAUGAAUAUGGAGUUUUAAGAAAAUCCAUGAAUCAAUCUCGAGUAGUUUUAGUAUGCAGUAUAUAAAAUCUGAACACAUGCUUCUGUUCAGUUUUUAAGACAAAUAUGCUGGUUUAACUUGUCAUUUUGAGUUCAGAUUCACUCAAUUUCUUGUCAUUUGCUUUUGUCAUAAGUACAUUAGUUAAGAGCUCAUGCAAAUAAACCGGUAAUAGCUGGACAUUUUACAUUUAUUGAGCCGCUUUCUCACUUUACCCUUUGGUAGGGUCAGGUAAAACGUUUUGUUUGAUCUGGCCAACAAUCUUCAAAUGCUGGUUGCUGCUACAGCAUGAGAUUUGCCUAUUAAGUGCACUUAAUUUUAAAAAUACAAAACAAAAUACCUCCAUGUAAGAGCAUAUACAAUAGGUACAGCACACAUUCCUUUCCCCUGUUUAACGUUUUCUGUUUCUCCACAUGACUAUCACAGCUAUUCUUCGUUUGUAUAAUUAUAUACAUUUUGGAUGAAUGUAUAAUGUCUGUAUUUGUUUAGAUUUUUACAAUUCUAGAAUUAAUUUAAUUUCAGUACGAGAAAAUUUAUUUUUGUGACUGUUUGUAGCAUGUUGGCUAGGAGUUUUGAUUGGCUUAAGUUAAGGUCAAAGCUUUUGGCCAUGUAUUGCAUGCUCUUUAAAUUCAGUAUGUAGGUCAGAGGUCUUUCUCACAGCAUUUCAUUGGCUUCCAUAAUACUUUAUGAAUAUCAAACUUUUUACAUUGAAAUACCUUAUAUAAUUUUACUGUUUAAAAAUUGGUACAGUCUUACUAAACAUGCUCACAAUCUUUCACCACAAUCACAUUACAUUAGAAACCGAAAUGUUAGCAUGAUAUACACAUGGUCAUGUCACUGAGAAUAAUGCGAGUUGUUUUUAGAAAGCAGCUUUAAAAACAAGCACAAGAAACAAUCCAUAAGUUGUAUAAAUGUAAACUGGGAAGUCUGGUCUAGUUUUUAUGUUGUAUGGAGUUGCCUUAAGACUGUUUUCAAUGUUUUUCUGUCUCUUGUGCCAUAAUUGCUCUUCUGUCAUGUACAUGAAAAUGUAAAUGAUUACUAAGAUCAAUAAUACCUAAAAUCGUGCGUGCGUGCAUGGUUUCUUUAUAUGAUGUCUUCUCAGAGGUACUGUAAAUGGAAAGUAUGAGAUGUCUCCAGCACCAAACAGAAUAAUACAAAUAAAGAAGCUUCAUCCCUGA